Messenger RNA from Symbiodinium natans, 720 nucleotides. NCBI's taxonomy places the organism in Eukaryota, Dinophyceae, Suessiales, Symbiodiniaceae. The record is from the annotation of a GenBank genome assembly.
AUGGGCAUUGAUUGUGUCGGUAAUGUUUCGAGAAGAGUGAACUUCCUACUGGUAGUGGAGGCAGCGAGGCAUUUUGCUUCCGAGAUGCUUUGCAUAUUUGAGCCGUGCAUUGAAGACCAGCUUCCUCCAGAGAAGUCUGUGGAGGACGUGAAGCCCCUGGAGAAGAAGAAGCAAGGGCUCCGCAAGACGAUCCGGGAUUUGGAGCGGGACAUCGCGUUCGCCGAAGAUGAUCAGGAGCGCACCGAGGCACGCCUGGCCAAGCACAAGGCCCACCGCGCCAAGAUCCUGGCCGAGAUUGACCAAGUCUGCCAACAGGUCGAAGAAGGGAAGCAAAACCAGGCCAUGCUGGAAUCACAGGUUCAGCAAGCAAAGUUGCAACUCGAGGAGGUGUGCGCGGCGCGAGACCGAUUGAAGGAGAAGGUCAGCUCUGAAGCACAGGAGCUGCAGAUUGUCGAGGUCGAGCUGAAGCGUGCGUCCAUGGAGCUGGAGUCUGCCAAGGAGGAGAAGCUGCACCUCGAUGUGAAGAUUUUCCACCAGACGGAGGAGAACAAAUCGCUAAAGGGAGAGCAUCAGCGCAUGAGCUUAGAGGCUGCCGCCGUGCGAGCUCAAAUGCUCGCAGCCCGCGAGGAGACGGACGAAGCCACGAAGGCCGGAGAGACGGGGCCGGGCGGCUACCAAUUUACCAGUCUUUUAGUGUAUCUUCAGGUGCCACUGCUCUAA